UUGUAACAUUAACAUGUACUCAAGCACCAAAAUGAGCUACUUAGCAGCACUUUCCCUGAUCAUCAUUUCCACCCUCCUAAUCACCACAAGAGCUGCCAACUUCAAUAUCCGAAACAACUGUCCUUACGUCGUAUGGGCUGGUGCCUAUCCUGGUGGCGGUCGUCAACUCAACCCUAAUCAGGAAUGGUCCUUGGAUGUUGAUCCAGGCACCCAAUACGCUCGUAUUUGGGGUCGAACAAAUUGUAACUCUGAUGCCUCUGUUUGUGAAACCGGAGAUUGUGGUAGGCUUGACUGCACAGCAUACGGCAAAACACCAAACACAGUGGCCGAAUAUGCAUUAAACCAAUUUCAAAACUAUGAUUACUACGACAUUUCACUAAUCGACGGUUUCAAUAUUCCUAUGGAAUUUGGUCCCACUGCAGAAGGUGCAGAUGGAUGCAAACUCAGUAGAUGUACAGCCGAUAUCACCGGGCAAUGUCCUGAUCCGUUGAAGUUCCCUGGCGGGUGUAAUAACCCCUGCAACGAAUAAAGUAUGAUUUAAAAA
Daucus carota subsp. sativus is the source of this 544-nucleotide messenger RNA. RefSeq names its product osmotin-like protein OSM34. Gene Ontology annotation, biological process: defense response. Bases 14 to 529 code for a protein of 171 amino acids. The record is from RefSeq and is a predicted model, not a curated record. Lineage: Eukaryota; Viridiplantae; Streptophyta; Magnoliopsida; Apiales; Apiaceae. Gene Ontology annotation, cellular component: extracellular region. The transcript has a single exon.